Perognathus longimembris pacificus (Pacific pocket mouse) is the source of this 385-nucleotide messenger RNA. Its product is annotated as 60S ribosomal protein L23a-like. Lineage: Eukaryota; Metazoa; Chordata; Mammalia; Rodentia; Heteromyidae. Gene Ontology annotation, cellular component: ribosome; cytosolic large ribosomal subunit. The transcript has a single exon. Bases 14 to 385 code for a protein of 123 amino acids. Gene Ontology annotation, molecular function: structural constituent of ribosome. The record is from RefSeq and is a predicted model, not a curated record. Gene Ontology annotation, biological process: translation; ribosomal large subunit assembly.
CUUUUUCACCAAGAUGGCGCCGAAAGCGAAGAACGGAGCUCCGGCCCCUCCUAAAGCCAAAGCCAAGGAAAAGGCUUUGAAGGCCAAGAAAGCAGUGCUGAAAGGUGUCCACAGCUACAAAAAGAAGAAGCUACGCACUUUACUCACCUUCCGGCGGCCCAAGACACUGCGGCUCCGGAGACAGCCUAAAUACCCUCGGAAGAGUGCCCCAAGGAGAAACAAGCUUGAUCACUAUGCUAUCAUCAAGUUCCCCCUGACCACUGAGUCAGCCAUGAAAAAGAUAGACGACAACAACACACUUGUGUUCAUUGUGGAUAUCAAGGCCAACAAGCAUCAGAUCAAACAGGCUGUGAAGAAGCUCUAUGACAUUGAUGUAGCUAAUUAG